Molecule: messenger RNA, 5387 nt
Organism: Salvelinus sp. IW2-2015
Lineage: Eukaryota; Metazoa; Chordata; Actinopteri; Salmoniformes; Salmonidae
Source: RefSeq, a predicted model, not a curated record
CUGUCUCUUUAAGAAUACCUCCUUAUAUUGGCGAAGGUUUCGUAGCGGAGAUAUGUUUACUCAGUUCAGCAUGUGCGUCAGUUGACAUUCGUAAACUGGUCAUCUCUUAUUCCAGGAACAGGGCACACAUACAGAGAUUCGAGCGGGAGCGCAACUUCUCAGACGAAGCUGUCUUGUUUGUAUUUUAGAGAAGAUUAAUAUAUUUACGUAUCGAUUUCUUGUUUUAUGGUAGAAUGACUUGCUGAGGACGUUUCGCUACAAGAUGAUUUCAUUAUGAUUUUGCGUGCAUGUGUUGGGGCGAAGUGAUGUUACAAUAUAUUUCUUCAUGCGAAAUUGUCAUGGGGUCUGGAGAGCUGUUGUCAAAGUUCGGUGGGGUUUUUAACCGCUUGAAAAAAUCCAACUGAGCUCGUAGUAAGCACUAAUUGUUUACCUCUUUGAUACAUUUGGAUACUGAAUGUGACAGAGGGUUGAAAAUCAGUUUGGCCAUAGACCAACCUGUCACCASGCAAAAAUGACAAACUACAAGAAUAUGGAGAAACAUAGCACCCAUGUCCUGCUAUUGACGGUAUCAAUCAUCUGUACCGCAUCAGGGUCCCGGGCACGUUUUGAGGACAGCCCACCUUGGAUCGUGGAGGACCCCUCUGACCUGAUCGUGUCCAAGGGGGAGCCCGCCACCCUUAACUGCAAGGCAGAGGGGAGGCCUAACCCCACUGUGGAGUGGUACAAGGACGGUGAGCGGGUGGAAACGGACCGGGAUGACCCUCGGUCUCACCGCAUGCUCCUUCCCAGCGGCUCCCUCUUCUUCCUGCGUAUCGUCCACGGACGACGCUCUAAACCAGACGAGGGCGUCUACACCUGUGUGGCACGUAACUACCUAGGAGAGGCUGUCAGUCACAACGCUUCGCUGGAAGUAGCCAUCCUGAGGGAUGACUUCCGCCAGGCCCCCAGUGAUGUUGUGGUGGCAGCCGGUGAGCCAGCGGUCCUGGAGUGUGUUCCUCCCCGCGGUCACCCUGAGCCCACCGUCUCCUGGAAGAGGAACAACGCCCGCGUCAGCAACAAGGAUGACCGCAUCUCUAUGCUUGGGGGCAAGCUGAUGAUCUCCCACUCCAGGAAGAGUGAUGCUGGCAUGUAUGUGUGUGUGGGCACCAACAUGGUGGGAGAGAGGGACAGUGACCCUGCUGAGUUGGUGGUGUAUGAGCGUCCUGUGCUGAUGCGGAGGCCGGUGAACCAGGUGGUGAUGGAGGAAGAGACCAUUGACUUCCUGUGUGAGGUACAUGGAGACCCCGCUCCCACGGUACGCUGGCGCCGAGAGCAGGCAGAUCUCCCCCGCGGGAGGUUUGAGAUCCUCAGUGACAACAGCCUGCGUCUGACCGGGGUGAGAGAGGAGGACGAGGGAACUUAUACCUGUAUGUCUGAGAACAGCGUGGGCAAGACGGAGGCAUCAGCCAUGCUACAGGUCCAUGUGCCCCCACAGAUCGCCAUUAACCCCCGGGACCAGAUCUCGGCUCAGGGGCGCAGUGUCACCUUCCGCUGUGGCACCAGAGGAAACCCCUCACCUGCCAUCUUCUGGAAGAAAGAAGGAAGCCAGAUGCUGCUGUUUCCUGGCCAGCACUUCUCCCAGUCCGGCCGCUACUCUGUGUCCAUGAGUGGAGAGCUGUCCAUCACCGACGUGCACCCAGAGGAUUCUGGGUAUUAUAUCUGCCAGGCCAUCAGUGUAGCAGGAAGUGUCCUGACCAAAGCCCUGCUGGAGGUGGAAGGGGGUCCUUCACACCGUGUUCCACCAAUAAUCCGCCAAGGCCCAGCCAAUCAGACGUUGGCUCUGGGGUCCGUUGCCCAGUUUCACUGUCAUGCGAUUGGUGGACCCUCACUAAGGAUCGGGUGGGAAAAGGACGGGAAGAAGAUUGUGGAGGACGACCCCCGCAUGAACCUGAUGGAGAACGGGACACUGCAGAUCACUAAUGUUGAGGAUACGGAUUCGGGAAUGUACACGUGUGUGGUGUCCAGCGCCACGGGCGAGUCAAGCUGGAGUGGGACACUCACCAUGAGAGAGGAUGGAGCCCCUGGGUCAUCAGUUCCCCGGGUGUCAGAGUCCAUCCAGCUGCCAGGGCCGCCCCAGAAGCCUGUGGUGACGGAGGUGACCAGGGGCACAGUCACCCUCACCUGGCAGUCCAACCCCCAUGAGGGUGGGGCCGCUGUGACCUCCUACAUCAUCGAGGCCUUUAGCCAAUCUGUUGGCAGUGUGUGGCAGACGGUAGCUGACCGCGUGAAACAGGAGAAGCACACGGUCAUUGGCCUGUACCCAAACACUGUCUACCUGUUCAUCGUCCGAGCGGUCAACUCCUACGGUCUGAGUGACCCCAGCCCCAUCUCUGAACCCAUCAGGACACAGGAUGGGAGUCCUACAGAGCAGGGGGUGGACCACAGACGGGUGCAGAGAGAACUAGGGGAGGUGUCUGUCUACCUACAGAAGCCUGUGGUCCUAUCACCCACCAGUGCCCAGGUCUCCUGGACUGUGGCGCGUCAGUCUCAGUAUGUGCAGGGCUACAGGCUGCUGUACCGCUCCACUGGCAGCGUCUGGUUGGUCCAGGAUGUGAAGGCGGGGCCUGAGCUUAGCACUGUCCUAUCAGACCUGCGCACGGACACAGAGUAUGAGGUGAAGGUCCUUCCCUACUUCAACGAGCUGCAGGGACUGGACAGCCCCCUGGUGCUGCUACGCACCCCUGAGGAGGUGUUGAGUGCUCCCCCGCAGGCUGUGUCAGUGGUCCAGCUCAGCAACAGCUCCAGCAUCCGUGUCUCCUGGGAGCCUCCCUCUGACGUUCAGAGUGGUACAGUCCUGGAGUACAAGGUCUGGUGCCUGGGAAGUGACUCUGAGAUGAAGACAGAGAGCCAUAUCAACAGGACAGUGGAUGGAGCAGUAUUGUCCAUCCUACUGACUGGGCUGCUACCAGACCUCCAGUACAAUGUAAUGGUGGCUGCAGUCACUAUCUUGGGAGUUGGUGAACACAGCCCACCUAUAGACCUGGUCCUCACCCUACCACUGGACAUGCCUUCAGACCGUCUGCAGAAAGACAGCAGCCUCAGUCUAUCAGAGCAGAUCACAGGAGUGGUCAGCCAACCAGCGUUCAUCGCUGGGUUGGGUGUGGCUCCGUGGCUGGCGCUCAUGGGCUUCAGUGGUUGGCUGUACUGUCGCCACCGCAGGAGGAAGGAGCUGGGACACUACACCACCUCAUUCGCCUACACACCUGCAGUUGGAUUCGCUCACAGUGAAGGAUCUGGUCUCAGCAAUGGAAGUAGACCARGGAUGCUGGGCUCCAACAUGGGGAACGUUGCCCAGAAUGGAAAAGACUCAGUCAACUGUUGCUCUGGCAAACUGGACUCUACAGACAGAUACUACAAUGUUGCCAUCUCCAAUUACCUGAACCAGUCUGAGAAAUACAGCUCAGUGUCCACUGACAGUCCCAUCUACAGCACCAUCUAUACAGCUGCUGCUGAGGACUUGCAGGGUUUAGCCUACUACAACACAUACUCCAACACCCCCUGCACCCAGGGCUCCAACACCCCCUGCACCCGGGGCUCCAACACCCCCUGCACCCGGGGCUCCAACACCCCCUGCACCCGGGGCUCCAACACCCCCUGCACCCGGGGCUCCAACACCCCCUGCACCCAGGGCUCCAACACCCCCUGCACCCAGGGCCCUGACUCCUAUGCCAGUACCCCCGUCCUCUCCAACUCGGGCCUCUUCGGUCUGGUGCAAGACCUGGACCAGUGGACCAUCCAGUCUGGACAGUCUGUAGAGUACGCCAAGAUGCAGUACGCCAGGACAAGCAAUGCCAAGCUGGUGAAGCAGAGGUCAGUGUGUCUCCCAUUUAACCUACACCACUCAACUGGGAAGGACGUUCUGUCUCUACCACUGCCUGCUAAUAAAGGAUGUGGUUACACCAAGAGAGAUCAGGAUGAUGGGAGGAACAGUAACUCUGAUGAGGAGGACAGGUGUCCCCCGCUGCCAGCAAGGACUCACCUGAUGGAUGGCUUCAGGCAGGUUUUACCCAGCCUGCCCUCCUUCAGAAGAGAGAAGCUGGCCCAGGACACCACCUCCAGCCUACAGUCCACAGCCACGCUUCCCCCCUCCCCCCAAGAGGAGACACCCCCCCCGAACCCCAACGACAGCCCCCGGCUGCAGCACUUUGACCUGCGGGGCCACUACGAGCCCAGUUCCCAGGUCUCUCAUUCCAACCCCAACCUGUUUGCCAAUAUAGACGUCAGCGGGCCAUACCACACCAGCCAAUGGGGAGACCCCUUCACAGGGGAGAGCUUUACUUCAGAGAGGAGUGGCAGAGGAGGACAAUCUCCUCCUUUCCCGGCUGACUCCUCAUACGCUACGCAGGGACACAGAACCAGAAGCAAGAAGAAAGCCCUCAGGGAGGGCCAGCACCGACGAGAGCUGCAUGACCAAGCAGUCUGUGCAGGCCUGCCCCCUCCGCCGGCCCCACCCCCCGCAGCAGAUGACCCCAUGCAGCUCCUGGUUGAUGUGCUGGGUUGUAGCCGGACGCCGUCGGCGGAGAACUCGCCGGCCCUACAGAGGAGAGGAGACUACUCCUCACCCCAGAAGAGAGGGCCUGCCAUGAGGGGCUCACAAGAUGAGGGGGUAAUCCCGUACUGCCCGUCCAGCUUUCUGCCCCGGGGUCAGAUGUCCUGCUACGGUUCCCUUGGUGGAGGGGCCUCCUCGCGGGCUUCAACUGGACAGAGAGGGCCUGGAGUUGCCCAGAGGAGGGACGAGCUUGUUUUGCUGCUUCCAUCUUUGCUGAACUCCAGCCUGUUGCCAUGGUAUCAAAGAGGAGCUGAAGACAAAAGUGAAAGCAUGUAGGCUUGCCACCUGCCUUUUCGAUAUUGGUUCAUAUUUGUGUUUUUUAUCGUUUGAUAAUUUGUAUGUGAUUUUAUGUCCUGCCUCGAUGUAUAUAGACAUCUUAGCAACUUUUUUAAACAGGAUCUUGGAUAAAGAUAAUAUAUUGUAUUUUGAAAAAAAAGAAAGAAAAAGUCUUAAAAUUGCUGUAGAUAUUAUACAACAUAUGUUUGAAUGUACUUUGUUGUUUACCCUGAAACCCUGGUGAUGUUUGUGUGAUGAAAGGAUAUGAGGCAGAAACUCUGUUAACAAGACCAUCUGAGAGUGUGUGUUUACAGUUUUUCUCUCUCGCUGUCAUUGUGGCGUAAAACCUCCUGCUUCUUCUAAACAGACAUAUCGAUCUUAUCAACACCAGAUGAAAUAGCCUUGUCCUUUCAGUUUGUGAUGCUGAAAAUGUGUGAACCUAUACCCUUGUUGAACACCAAUUGUUAUGUUCUGUCAUCAGUUGAAUGAUUUGUUAAAAAAAUACCAAUAAAACAUUUGUUAC